GCAGUCGUUGGCAGCUCUGCUGAGAGGCGCUGUCGGACAGCGGACGCGCGCGCGGAAGGAGCGGCCGCCGUCAGUCGGAGCGCGUGGAACUGUCCAGUGCUGACGCUCAUCAAACGAUCAAGGUGCUCUCGGCUUUAGCUCCUGACCGCGAGCGACCACGACAAACAAAUUACUCUCGUUUCUGACGAUUGUGUGACAUGUUACGAGCUGUCUGAAGCGCCGUCCGCGAGUUUGUUGUAUCCGAGGUUGUUUUCGGUUCAAAAGCUUCUUUUCCUGGGCAUGGACGGUACGGGCUGAACGGCUGGCAAGCGUCGAGACGUUUUGAUUGUUUUGAUUGAUGCAUUCCUCUGCAGACCGCGGAGUGGACGACCAGAUCUGCUGACCGGAGAGAAAGUUUCCUCGGAUAAAAUCGUACACGAUGGCGGAUGCGGCUGAAUGUUGCGUGAAGGUGAUGUGCCGAUUCAGGCCACUUAACGAAUCGGAAAUCACCAGAGGUGAUAAAUACAUACCGAAAUUCAAAGGAGAAGACACCGUGGUGAUAUCGGGCAAGCCGUAUAUCUUUGACCGAGUCUUUCCUCCAAACACAACACAAGAACAAGUAUACGAUACCUGUGCCAAACAGAUUGUUAAAGAUGUGCUGGAUGGCUAUAAUGGGACAAUCUUUGCCUAUGGCCAGACUUCAUCAGGGAAGACGCACACUAUGGAGGGGCAGCUCCACAACUCACAGCUGAAGGGCAUCAUCCCUCGCAUCGCCCAGGACAUCUUUGACCACAUCUACUCAAUGGACGAGAACCUGGAGUUCCAUAUCAAGGUCUCUUAUUUUGAAAUCUACCUGGACAAAAUUCGAGAUUUGCUUGAUGUUUCCAAAACCAACUUGGCUGUCCAUGAAGACAAGAACAGGGUGCCAUUUGUCAAGGGUUGUACGGAGCGUUUUGUGUCCAGUCCGGAGGAUGUCAUGGACGUGAUCGAUGAGGGUAAAUCCAAUCGCCACGUGGCUGUCACAAACAUGAAUGAGCACAGCUCCCGCAGUCAUAGCAUUUUCCUCAUUAAUAUUAAGCAGGAGAACGUGGAGACAGAGAAGAAAUUGAGCGGAAAACUCUACCUGGUGGAUCUGGCAGGAAGUGAAAAGGUCAGUAAAACUGGAGCAGAAGGAUCUGUGUUGGACGAGGCUAAAAAUAUCAAUAAGUCUCUCUCUGCUCUGGGGAACGUCAUCUCAGCCCUGGCUGAAGGAACUAAAACCCACGUGCCAUACAGAGACAGUAAAAUGACCAGGAUCCUACAAGACUCUCUGGGUGGGAACUGCAGAACAACCAUCGUCAUCUGCUGCUCUCCAUCUGUGUAUAAUGAGGCAGAGUCCAAAUCCACGCUCAUGUUCGGCCAGAGGGCCAAAACCAUCAAAAACACAGUUUCUGUUAACAUGGAGCUUACAGCCGAAGAAUGGAAGAAGAAAUACGAGAAAGAGAAAGAGAAGACCAGAAAUCUGAAAAUCAUUAUCCAGCGGUUAGAAAACGAGCUCAAGCGAUGGCGGAAAGGUGAGAAUGUACCUGUUGAUGAGCAGCACAGCAGUAAAGAAAUAAAGAAUUCUGAAGCGGCUCCCGUUAUUGACACUUCGGCUCCGCCCCCUGAGCCUCUUUCUGAUUCCGAGAAAAGCCAGUAUGAGGAUCUGAUCAAUGACCUGUAUCAGCAGCUAGACGACAAGGACGAUGAGAUCAACCAGCACAGUCAGCUGGCAGAGGACCUGAAGCAGCAGAUGGUGGAUCAGGAUGAGUUACUGGCAUCCACCCGGCGGGACUAUGGGAAGAUUCAGGAAGACCUGAGCCGUUUGCAGCAUGAGAAUGAGGCAGCUAAAGAGGAGGUGAAGGAGGUGCUCCAGGCCUUAGAGGAGCUGGCUGUGAACUACGACCAGAAAAGCCACGAGGUGGAGGAAAGAAGCAAGACAAACCAACAGCUCACAGAGGAGCUCAUGCAGAAGAGUGCAGCUCUGGCUGGUGUGGAGAGAGAUCUGUCUGCCCUGCAGGAGCUCAGUGGACAUCACAAGAAGAGAUCAGCAGAGAUCCUCAGUCUCUUGCUCCGGGACCUCAAUGAGAUUGGCAGUGUUAUUGCCUUGAAUGACCAAAAGAUGACAGAGAUGAACGGAGGCAUGGAGGAGGAAUUCACCAUGGCACGGCUCUUCAUAAGUAAGAUGAAGUCAGAAGUGAAGUCCCUGGUCAACCGCAGUAAACAGCUUGAGAGCACACAGGCCGACACAAUGCAAAAAAUGCAGGCCAAUGAGAAAGAGCUUGCUUCCUGUCAGCUCCUGAUCUCUCAGCACCAAGCAAAGAUAAAGUCCCUCACCGACUACAUGCAAAACAUGGAACAGAAGAAGAGACAGCUUGAAGAAAGCCAUGACUCACUGAUGGAGGAGCUCGCUAAACUCAACGCGCAAGAGAAGAUGCACGAGGUGUCAGUCAUGGACAAGGAAAAGGAACACAUGAGCAGGAUGCAGGAUGCUGAGGAGAUGAAGAAAGCCCUGGAACAACAGAUGGAAAGCCACAGAGAGGCUCAUCAGAAGCAGCUUUCACGUUUACGAGAUGAGAUCGAAGAGAAACAGAGGGUCCUGGAUGAGCUGAAGGAUCUGAACCAGGCUCUUCAGCUUGAACAGAAUCAGCUCAAGUCUGACUAUGAAAAGCUGAAACAAGAGGAACAGAAGAAGGAUGGGAGGCUGCAGAAGCUUCUCUUGUUGAAUGAAAAGAGGGAGCAAGCUAAAGAAGAUCUCAAGGGUCUGGAAGAGACUGUGGCCAAAGAGCUCCAGACCCUCCACAACCUGCGUAUACUGUUCAUCGAGGACAUCAACAAUCGCAUUGGACGAAGUGUAGAGUUGGACACUGAUGAAUCAGGUGGAAGUCUGGCACAAAAACAGAAAAUUAUUUUCCUUGAGAACAACCUGGAGCAGCUCACUAAAGUCCACAAGCAGCUGGUGAGUGAUAAUGCAGACUUAAGAUGUGAGCUACCCAAACUGGAGAAGCGUCUGCGUGCAACUGCCGAGCGGGUAAAGAUCCUGGAGUCUGCUCUGAGAGAAGCCAAAGAAAGCGCCAUGAAGGACCGCAAGAAGUACCAGCAGGAGGUGGACCGCAUCAAGGAGGUCAUCCGAGCCAAGAACCAGGCCAGGAUGAAACACACCGCACAGAUCGCUAAGCCUAUUCGUGCUGGACAUCAUCACGCAGCGGCUUCUGCUUCACCGGGCCACAGUAUCAGAGGAGGUGUCCCAAGCCCACGACGACAUCACCAGCACCAACCGCAGCAGCAGUACCAUCACAGGAGCAAGUGAACGGCUCUCCAUGGGACAAAAACCGACCGGGCCGAUACCAAUCUGCACAUUCUUUCCAUUUCAGCUAUGUGUGGCAACAAGACCACGUCUUUUUCCAAUGCAGUCUUUUCUAUUCAGUGAGAGGGGAAAAGGACUACUGUCAUCUUAUACUAAGCCUUUUCAAGUUCAUUUCCUGUCCUUACCAUGACCUCCUUACAUCCAUCCUGUUUAAGUGUAGACUCAACUAUGAAUAAACAAACCCAGACCCACAAACUAAGACAGAGAUAUUGAAUUUUAAAGUGAUAUAAGUGCUAUUUAAUAGUCAUUUUGUAUCUGAAAACAAAAAAAAUCUGAAGUGUUUCUAUCACAUUCUGAUUACAGUAAUUCAGCCCAUCUGUCAUUACACAUGCCAAGUUAGUUUAGGAAGUCUGGAAAGAUGAAAAGCUGUCACUAGAACCUACACUGGAAGUUUGUAUACCCUCAGGACUUACAUUAAGACCUUUCUGUGGUUCUUUUAAUUGGCACUAAUAACUUCAGUCUUAAUGGCCAUUGAAAACAUGCAGUGACAUGACUUGGGAAUGUAGCUUAAGAAUACACAUAUUGCUUCAAGCUUAAUUUGUCAUGAUUAACUAACAGUGCUCUUAAUUUUUAUAUUUAUUUAUUUACUUAUUUAUAUUUGUAUACAUUAAGCAUUGGAAUCGAGUUUAUAUUAUUUAUAUGUUGUCUCAUGUUUAAGUUCCUCUCAUUAGAUCCAGGCCAUCUUGUGUACGUGUUUUUAUACAGAAUAUGGGUGCUUUGAAAAUGCAUUACUUUAUACCGUAAGGUGCUCUGGAGCAAAGAACAACUGUACAAUAUCAGUAUUAAUGCCACAUUAGUGGUAAAAUCAGGAAACAUCACUCUGUCUUAUAUUGGCUGUUACUUUAACCGGUCUGUUUUGAAGGGCAUGUAAGGCGGUCGUUUAGAGAAAGCCAAAGUCAGAAAAAAAUAUGAUAAGCUCAAGAAAGAAAAAGUGGAGACAUUUUACAGCUGACUGUUCAUUUGACCUUUGUGUGCUGAAUUUUACUGCAUAAUUUAAUUUUGCCUAUUUUUGUAUAAUUAUGUCUUAUUCUUGAUAUCAUUGUGAUAUGAAAGACCAGUGUCUCUUUAAAAAAAAUACUGCAGACUGUCAUGAAUCACAUAUUGUUUCAUUGGGUAAACCAUUCUAUCAUGUCAUAGCUAUUUACAAUCUUGUGCUAAUACAAAAAUGUUGCCUACUAACUGGUGUGAGUUGUCUCUGGCACGUCUAUAUGUUCAGCAUUGUCUUAUGAGCUGUAACAACGUGAUUAGUACAUGAAAAUAUGGUGAAACAUUCUUAUUGCUUUACUGUAAAAACCGACCAACUCCAUGAUAAGUAUAUGUGAACACUUUCUUGCAACUUUCUUGUUGGAUGUUGUGAACCGAUGAAGAAAAACACAAAUGCAUUGACAGAAAUUCAUUUUCUUUUUUUUCUAUUUGAGAACCUGUCCAAUCAAAAAAGGUUCUUCAUCACUGAAAUUAUUAGUUUUUCCUGUUUAAACGAUCAUCUAAUGUAAAGUAUACAAAUCCCGUAGCCUAACAAGGUCUAGUGUUUUGUAUCUAUGUUUUUGUUUUUUUUAUGUACAGCUGUAAUGUGGUGAGUUACUGUACUGCACACACAGACCUCAUCAAUUUUGUCUUGUUCAUCAGUGUUUCUAAAGUACCUGAAAUGUGCUAUACCUUUACCUCAGCAGUGUAUAAAGCUUUUGAAAACGAGAAAUUAAAGAACAUGGAAUGAACUUCAAAUGAUUCAGUUGUUUUGUAGAUGUAGAAUGGCGCCACAACGAGGAUAUGAAAAGGUUUCCAAUGUUUGUUUCAAGAUAAAGCACAUGUGUAAUGGGCAACAGGGUUUUAUCUAUAGACUGUGAGACUCGUUUAUUAGAUGUUGAUGUGAAAUAAUAAAAAAAAAAAAAGUUAACUAAUUCA
Puntigrus tetrazona (Sumatra barb) is the source of this 5266-nucleotide messenger RNA. It is a transcript of the gene kif5c, whose product is annotated as kinesin family member 5C. Gene Ontology annotation, molecular function: ATP binding; microtubule motor activity; microtubule binding. Bases 419 to 3307 code for a protein of 962 amino acids. NCBI's taxonomy places the organism in Eukaryota, Metazoa, Chordata, Actinopteri, Cypriniformes, Cyprinidae. Gene Ontology annotation, biological process: microtubule-based movement. The transcript is spliced from 26 exons. The record is from RefSeq and is a predicted model, not a curated record.